AUGGCAGGCUCACAGUUGAAAGAGCUGAAAAAAUCGCUCAAGGAGAAAGGAUUUACAGGCCAGGCUAACGUCAAAGCCUCUAAGAAGGGAAACAAACGCCAGGCCCGAGAAUAUGACCGUGACGAAAGAGCCCAACAAAUUUCAAAGAUUCGUGAACAGUUCAGCCCUUUCGAACUGAAAAUGAAUCGCGACAAGAGGUCUUCUCAAGCUGGUAAAAACACUGCCCACAAAGCGGCAGGCAAACCUGGUAUUUCCAAGCAAAUUGGUGAAGAACAACGGUUGGCAGCGCAUGAAGUUCGCGAGCGGCGCAAGAAUAAGCUCGGGGGCGUUAUGGACCGCAGAUUCGGAGAGAAAAACAAGGAUUUGACCGAGGAGGAAAAAAUGCUGGAGCGUUUCACCCGCGAAAGACAAGCACAAUCGUCGUCCAGUAAAAAAUCCAUCUUCAAUCUUGAAGACGACGAAAAUGAAGAAUUUGGCAAUGCUGGAAGUGAAGAUCUCUAUGGUGGCACACUGACGCAUUACGGUAAGUCAUUGGCCCUAGAAGACGAUUUUGAAGAUGGAGAUUUGGGCUUGGAACAGCCCAAAAGAUCAGCGUCAGAGUUCGAGGGCGAAAAUGAAGACGGAAGACCCGCCAGAAAGAAGACCAAGGCCGAGGUAAUGAAGGAGAUUAUUGCUAAGUCCAAAUUUUACAAGCACGAACGUCAGAAAGCGAAGGAAAAGCUUGCGGAAGAAAUUGAGGAUGUUGAUGAGGAAUUUGACGACAUUAUGUCUGAACUAAACGCCAUUCCGAAGCAAAAGACCCAAAUUGUUGCUAAAGAUGAUCCUUCGGACAAGCAAUACGAUGUUAAGGUUCGAGAAUUGGGCUUAGAGAAAAGAGCUGUUCCGGCAGACCGCACAAAAACCCAAGAAGAAAUAGACCAAGAGAACUUGGAAAAGCGCCAGAAAUUAGAGCAAGCGCGACUCGAUAGAAUGAGUGGCAUGGGUGAGAUUGACGAAGACGAAGAUCGCGGAGUUGAAGACUUGGGCGACGACUUCUGGGAAGGUGAAAACUCAGAAGACGAAGGAGAGCAUAUGGAUAAUGGUUUCGAUAUGGAUGACGUUCAAUUGCCAGGUGAUGAUAGAGAUAAGGACUUCAAAAAGUCACAAGCUGCUAUUUCAGUCGUACCUUGUCCACAGACUCACGACGAGCUAACAAAUUAUCUCGAAAAUCACAACGCUCAAGAGCAUCCUUCCUUGGUGAGGGACAUCGUAAGAACAUACCAGCCUAGACUAGCGGCUGGUAACAAAGAGCGCUUGAGCACUUUCACAGGGGUGCUGCUGAGGUAUAUUUUAUCUAUCUCUGACUCCUACAAUGAUGGGACCGCAGAGGAAUUUGGGAAAAUGCAGAAUGAGCUAAUAACCAUUCUCAAGUCUAUGGCGCAGAAGUACAAUGAAUCUUUGUCGCUUACAUGUCGGGAGAUUGUGAAUGAAAUUCAGGCCAGGUUCAAGACCCAACGAUCUCACGGCCUACUUGUGUCGGAUCUGGUAUUUUUUACCUUGGUGGGUUACAUUUUUUCCACCUCCGACCACUAUCAUUUGGUUGUUACUCCGUGCAACGUUCUCAUGGGUGAAUUGUUAGAGCAGACAAAACUCAACUCGUUUCAAAAUAUCGCAUUUUGUGCAAUCUUGGCAAGAAUAUCUCUCACAUACCAGCGGCUAGCCCAGCGGUUUGUUCCUGAGCUCGUCUAUUUCUUCAAAAAGUCAUUGGUCACUUUGCUGCCCAUAAGCGAGAAAGAAAAGUUCAGCAAAGGGCUUGAUACAAUUCAGUGUGACUCAAAUGAUCUAAAAGCGCCCUCCUCUAUUUCCUUUGACGAAAGAGAUGGAUGCACUUUGAGUCUGCGUACCGUAAGUGUCGAAGAAGGUCAAAUAACCGAAAAAGACAAGAUCGCCCUAGUCCAUAAUAUUUUGGCAUCUGUGGAUGAUGCGGUUUCGAAAAUAUGGAAGAAUUUGUCUUGUUUCCCUGAGCUCGUAGCCGCGCUUGAACCUAUCACGGCAGCCUACCGCGAUCAAUAUCCUGACCUGGAGGCAUUGCGAACGCUUACUGAUAAAAUGAACAGGUUCAAAACAUUCAACGAGCACUUUCCUUUGGCUUUACAGAACCAUCGCCCUCUAAGCAUACCGAUGCAUACGCCUAAAUUCGAAGAAAGUUUCAAUCCUGAAAAGAAGUCUUAUGAUCCUGAUAGAACGAGAAGCGAGCUCAACAAGAUGAAAGCACAAAUCAAGAAGGACCGCAAAUUCACGAUGAAAGAAAUCAGGAAGGAUACUAAAUUUGAAGCAAGACAACAGAUCGACCAGAAAAAGAAAGAGCACUCUGACUAUCAUGCUAAAAUGGCUCGGAUUGUUAAUCAAAUAAGUACUGAGGAAGGUGCUGAAAAGAGCAAGUACGAAAGAGAGAAGCGACUACGGAACAGUAAGUAA
Messenger RNA from Lachancea sp. 'fantastica', 2457 nucleotides. Lineage: Eukaryota; Fungi; Ascomycota; Saccharomycetes; Saccharomycetales; Saccharomycetaceae. The record is from the annotation of a GenBank genome assembly.